GAAAUCACGCAUCUUACAGGUCAACAGCAAGGGGGAAAAAGCUCCUGCCUUUGGUGCAGAGGGUGAGUGAGGCAAACAGGACCCAACCUGGGGGGUUUCUCUUCAAAGCCAGCUGGUCUGGCUUUAUUCUACAGGAAUUUUUUACCUGUCAGUUUAAUCAACAAAGCCCUCAGCAGGUGCUGACGGAGACAUCUUCCUGGAGAAGAAGGGCACUGGUGCCGACUAAGAGUUGUAAACUGUGAAGUAACUACCAUGGAACAGAUUAAGCAAAGCAAAUGACUUUCAAAAUAAAGAGAGUGGACGUGGAACGGAUGCAGGGGUCUGUGAAUUGAAUUGUGUAAGUGCUGAAGAAGGAGUCUUGGUUUGAGGAAACAGGAAAGAGGAAGGAAAGAGAAAAAGAAAAUACAGAAGUGUAGGAACGAACGAAAGAAGAAAAACGGGGACUAUGGGGAGAAAAAAGAUUCAGAUCACGAGGAUAAUGGAUGAACGUAACAGGCAGGUGACUUUUACGAAGAGGAAAUUUGGGUUAAUGAAGAAGGCUUAUGAGUUGAGUGUUCUAUGCGACUGUGAAAUUGCUCUCAUAAUCUUCAACAGCACCAAUAAACUUUUCCAGUAUGCCAGCACUGAUAUGGACAAGGUGUUGCUGAAGUAUACAGAAUACAAUGAACCGCAUGAGAGUCGAACGAAUUCAGAUAUUGUUGAGACGUUGAGAAAGAAAGGACUUAAUGGCUGUGACAGUCCAGAUCCCGAUGCAGAUGAUUCAGCAUUGAACAAGAAAGAAAACAAAGGCUGUGAAAGCCCUGAUCCAGACUCCUCUUAUGCCCUCACCCCACGCACUGAGGAAAAAUAUAAAAAAAUUAAUGAAGAGUUUGAUAAUAUGAUCAAGAGCCAUAAAAUUCCUGCUGUACCACCACCUAACUUUGAGAUGCCAGUUUCUAUCCCAGUGUCCAACCACAACAGCUUGGUAUACAGCAACCCAGUUAGCUCAUUGGGUAACCCCAACCUUUUGCCUCUGGCCCACCCUUCCUUACAGCGGAAUAGCAUGUCUCCUGGGGUGACACAUAGACCACCAAGUGCAGGUAACACAGGUGGCCUGAUGGGUGGGGACCUCACAACCGGUGCAGGCACCAGUGCAGGGAAUGGGUAUGGCAACCCUCGCAACUCUCCAGGUCUGCUGGUCUCACCUGGCAACUUGAACAAGAAUAUGCAAGCAAAGUCUCCUCCACCCAUGAAUUUGGGAUUGAAUAAUCGUAAACCAGACCUCCGAGUGCUGAUCCCACCAGGAAGCAAAAACACAAUGCCAUCUGUGAAUCAAAGGAUAAAUAACUCUCAGUCUGCUCAGUCAUUGGCUACUCCGGUGGUUUCCGUGGCAACUCCUACUUUACCAGGGCAAGGGAUGGGAGGAUACCCAUCAGCCAUUUCAACAACAUAUGGUACCGAGUAUUCAUUGAGUAGUGCAGACUUGUCAUCAUUGUCUGGGUUUAACACAGCCAGUGCUCUCCACUUGGGUUCAGUAACUGGCUGGCAGCAGCAACAUCUACACAACAUGCCACCAUCUGCCCUCAGUCAAUUGGGAGCUUGCACUAGCACUCAUUUAUCUCAGAAUACAAAUCUCUCCCUGCCUUCUACUCAAAGCCUCAACAUCAAGUCCGAACCUGUUUCUCCUCCUAGAGACCGUACGACCACGCCAUCGAGAUAUCCACAGCACACGCGCCACGAGGCGGGAAGAUCUCCUGUUGACAGCUUGAGCAGCUGUAGUAGUUCCUACGAUGGAAGCGACAGGGAAGAUCACCGAAAUGAAUUCCACUCUCCCAUUGGACUCACCAGACCUUCGCCGGACGAAAGGGAAAGUCCCUCCGUGAAGCGCAUGCGGCUCUCUGAAGGAUGGGCAACAUGAUAACUUUACUAGCUAUUAGAGGUUUUUUUUUCCUUGCAGUGCGUGUGUGUGCUAUACCUUAAGGGGAAAGAGGGAGGGGGGUCAAUAUGCAUUAUAUGUGCUGUGUGUUGGGGGGGAAGUCAGGUACUCUGUUUUGUAAAAGUACUUUUAAAUUGCCUCAGUGAUACCAUAUUAAAAGAUAAACAGCAAUGCUGAAGAGAUGCUUCGCACUUGAGUUGUACAACAGAUCACUUGUACAAAAUAGGUUUUAAGGUUAACUUCUUUUUACUGUUGUGCUCCCUUGCAAAAUGUAUGUUACAAUAGAUAGUGUCAUGUUGCAGGUUCAACGUUAUUUACAUGUAAAUAGCCAAAAACAGAAAAAAGAGGAGGCAUUUGCCCAAUCCUGGGCAGAUCAUUACUGAGAGAGAAAGUGGCUGUUAUGCAACAAAUAGAAAUUGUACAGAUGUUUUGGGAGACCCAGAAAUUGGGUGAUUAAGGGGGGAAAAAAAAGAAAAGAAGGAAAAUUUUAGGUCGCUUAGUAUAUCUGAAAAUGCUCACAAAUGUGUAGGCAUAUUGUAUAGUAUGGCACUCAGUUAAACGGAUCAAAAUCAUUUAAAAGAGGACCAUACUUGUGGAAAAAAAAUGUUUUGGAGUUCUUUUUUUUUAGUGUGAGGGCUAACCUAUUUAAUUUUUUAAAAUUCUGGGUCUGGAUCAUUUAUUAAAUAAAAAUAUUAAAAAAUAUGUAAAUUACAUUUUCCUUAUUUUCAUAUUAAAAAGUAAGACAGAAUUUGCAAAGCAUUGUGGCUUUUUGUAGUUUACAUAAGCCAAAAUGUGUUUUCCCCCUUCAUAGCUUUGCCAAUAUUUUAAACAGCCCUGAAGGAAACAAAGGGGAUCUUUUUUGUAUAGAAAGCACUACCCUAAGCCAUGAAGAACUCCAUGCUUUGCUAACCAAGGUAAUUGUUUUCUCUUUGCAGAAAUUUUGUUUUUGAAAUGUGUAUUUCUAAUUAUAUAAAAUAUUAAGAAUCUUUUAAAAAUCUGUGAAAUUAACAUGCUUGUGUAUAGCUUUCUAAUAUAUAUAAUAAUUAUGGUAAUAGCAGAAGUUUUUGUUAUCUUAAUAGUGGGGGAAUUAUAUUUGUGCAGUUGCACAAUUUAAGUAACUAUUUUUUCCUUUUAGUUUUUCUUCAAAUCAGAAUACAUUUUAGAGUAUCAGUCAGCUGUUGGAGGCUAAUCUGCAAACAAUUAGGAUUUUCCCUUCCAUAUCAUUCUAAUAUAUCUGCAGUCAAUUUUGCAUUUUGGAUAGUUCCAUCAUAUUUUUGAACGUGUUCUUCUUACCUUAUUUAUGUUUUGCGUAUCUUGAGGCUUUUUGCCCCUUAGAUCACAAUGUGGCUCAACUUUGUCUUGUUUCUAUACAUUCAAUAAAACUAGCAAUCUUUUGGCUGUAAGAGGUAACUCAGAAAGCUUGCACAAUCUCAAACAAAAUCAAAAUCUGGGGUAGUAUCAAAGUGAACAUAAUUUAAAAAUCCAUAACAAUUACCCCUAAUUUGGUACCCUGACUGCAUAUUUUAUGCCCAACAUUCAGUAGGUUAUCUCAGAACUACAGGCAGAUUCAGGUUCAAAUGUGAUCAUGGAAAAGUGGCUUUGAUGGCCUAGCUAGUCCUUCCAACGUAAUUCUUUAUUUUUUGUUCUCCUUCAUACAGAGUAAUUGAGGACAGGAAUAGCAGCAAAAGGUCACCAUUCUAACUUCAAUCUGGCUAUAAAUGUUGAGUUGUUUAUAUCCAAGAAUGAAUUUAUACGUGCAUUACAUUACUUAUAAUACCAUCAUGUACAGGUGUACUGCAAAAUAAAUCCAAUAAGGUUAAUGGGAUUUGUUUCCAGAUGACUGAAUAUAGGUUUACUCAGAAUUUUGCUAUGCAACACUUGAUGACUUAUGGCUGAAUGUAUGGAUCACUGAAAAGUGUUGGGCUUAUUUUGACAUCUGUAUUUAGUUGGUGUCAUGGUUAAAAUGUGAAGCAUGUGCAUCAUGUUGAGCAACUAGAGCUAAAUUUCACAGUUCCAUUCAAAUGUAGUGGCUGCUGUGUUUUUUUUUGUUUUUUUUUUUUUUUUGAGCAAACAGCCCUGCUAUAAAAAUUGACUAUUAUAAUUUUCUAACUUAAAUAGUUUGGUCACCAUAGAACAACAUCCAUUCUGUUCUACUUUCCUCUUAUUAGAGAAAGUGAACAUUACCCAUAAUUCCUACCCAUGUUUUUAAUUAAGAAUAAUAUCAAAAUAAAAUUAUGCCUGAACAGGAUAUCUAAUUUAUCUUUGACAUUAGCACAUAUUAUUUAUAAUUUAGCAGGCAUAAAAAUGCAUGAAAGCUAUGUCAUUUGCUUUAAAUACUUCCUUCACACAUCCUGGGACCGAUUCUUGAAAGAAAAGGGUUCCCCCGCCCCCCAAUACUAAAUAAUGUGUGAAAGGUAUAUCUGGAUUCCCAGUACUGUAGGAGAAUCCUACAGUAUAUGACUUAGUUUAUUUUAUUCUUUAUAAUUGUUUUAUAUUUCUUGGAGCUUUAAGAUCUGUCAUGCAAAUUAGGUAUAGGUAGUCCACCCUGCUGGGCUGAGCAAGCAAGUGAGUAAACGCUACAAGAGAUGUAGCUUAUUUUCUUUCUUUGGACAGGAGGGCAGGGUAGAAAUGUAAGAUGGAAGAAAUAUGAGUAAUUUCUAGCAUGUUAGAGUCAAAGCACAGCUCAUGAUGCAGUUCUCUGAACUGCUCAUUUUCAUACAGUAUUAAUAUAUACUGUAGCAGUCUAGAAGGCUAUUCACUCUUUACCACUUAAUCCCAGUUGCUGAUUAAUCUGUGAUACCUUUCCAGAGUCAUGAACAAGCAUUAGCAAAUCAGCUGACUUUGGCAAAUGUUAAUGGAGACAUAGACGUCUAUAUAAGAAUACAAGUUGUAAAAAUUCUGUUUGAUUAAGGAUACCAACCAAAUAUAGAUGUAAGGCUUUGUUCACUUUUAACAAAAUCAAUAAUAAUGAUACCUAUACCACAGCCGUAGUGUCAUCGCUUAUGAUUCCAUGCUGGCUCAGCAGUUGUUUUUUCUUAUCCUAAGCAUUUCUUGACCAGCCCAGAAAGUCUUGGGAGUAUGCUGAAGCCAUAUCAUUUGCACGUAUGUUCUAGAUAACAGAAAAAAAACAAACGCUUUGAUAAUGCAUUAAUUCCACCAAUGACUUUAAAUAUAUACACCUGCAUCAAAGGAAGUGAGAAUGGGGCCAAUGUUUGAUUAUGCUAGCUUCAAUCAGGGUUCCAAAUUAUUUUCUUCACUUUAACAUUUACCACCACUUGAGAACAUUCAUCUUCAACAGAAAUUAAAUAUGCAAUGUGUAUGUGGCCAUUUUAAAAAAAGGAAAAAGAAAGAAAUAAUAUUUGGCUUACCAGUAUGGUUGUGAAUCCUUUGCCAAAGUGGGUGAUAGUGACAGCCAUGCACAUCUACAUGUAAUAUUACUCUUCAGCCUAUAGAAUUGUGGGGUUCUGUGCAUGGAAAUAAGUUUGUCCCACUCAGCCAGGCAAUUUCAACCUUGAAACACAGUCACAGAACUGAAUUGUGCAAGAAUGGAUAUUAGUAUUUCUUCCUUUUUCCACUAUUGAGUUAAACUAAAAUAUAGAGGCACAAUCCUAGGGUUAACUGAACAUUGUAAAUGGAUUUAAUUAAUAAAGAAGCACAAUGUUUAAUGGUGAUGUUACUUUCUAAAAGCUUUGGCAGUCAAUACUUAACUGUUCUUUUUUAUCUAUACCUUAACAAUUUUUGGUAAAACUACAAUGGAGGGACUUACGGUGUGAUUCUUUUGUAUUUAAGCAGUUUUGGGGCAGUGCCCCAUAAAAGGAUUGAGAUUUUCUUCAACCUGGGCAGAACAAAAUUAAAGGCAACAUGCAAUAGCCAAAAGGAUGUCUUCUCCCCUUAAGCUGAUCUUUAUUUUGGAAAUAGCUUAUUAAUGAAGGGAUAAAGCCUGUUUUCUGAUGACAGUAUAUGAUAUAUACCACCCUUUCCAAAUCUAGUGCCUUUUUAAUGUAAUGUCACAGUAAAAUUCCUAUCCGAAAAGGAAAUAGGCAUUGGCCAUAUCUUAGCUGGGCAAGAUGGGAUUUGUAAUCCAUAUAUGAAGAACACUAGGUUGAGGAAAGCUAAUAGAGUACACGUUUAUAUAUUGUAUGCAUUGAUGACUUUCUCAGAAAAGGAGUUUUUAAAAUCAUUUUAGUGCUUUAUCAAUGGUAUUAUUUUUCUUCUUCUUUUUUUUUUUUUUUUGGUAACCAAAUGAUUUCUAUUUUUCCCAGGAGUGGAAUUUAACAUUUUUAAUAAUACAGUGAUAUUUGCUGUUUCUCAGAGGGCUUUUUCCCCAAACAAAGCUAAAAUGCAAGAAUAAAACAACUG
This is a messenger RNA of Notechis scutatus (mainland tiger snake), 6274 nucleotides long. The record is from RefSeq and is a predicted model, not a curated record. NCBI's taxonomy places the organism in Eukaryota, Metazoa, Chordata, Lepidosauria, Squamata, Elapidae.